GGCGAGCUUCGUAGCCUGGGAAAAGAUCCUGGCGUGACGAUUUCUGCAUCCCACUGAAAGCCCUUUCUUGGAGGAUUGGUAUAUCUCCAGGGCCCCUUUGUCCUAAGGACUUCGACCUUUCUCGAGGCAUUUUCACAAUCUUCCUGAGCUCAAGUCGUUUUCUUUUCGUAGCCUGUCAAACCAUGAUGGGUCGAUCUUUGUGCCUUUGGCUUCUGGCCCUCUGGCUCUCGCCAGCACUUGCAGGGAUGGAUUGGGACAUCCAAUGCAUGGCUGGUAUUAACACGGCCGUCUCCGAAAUCUCAUUCGUACCCAUCUCAGAAGAAUAUUACCCGAACAUGUGCCGAAAUGAGUUGAUUGUCAAUUCUUGGUGGGCUGCGGCAAAGCUCUAUUGCACUCCAAAAGAGAUCGAGGCAGGAGAAAAGCUCUACGCCGGAUAUUGUGAAGAGUAUGGCGGUGUCGAGCUCGUCACCUACGCUGAAACACUUCCCAUCCUCACCGACGAGUACAUCGCUGCCCUGAAUAUUGUGACAUAUGACACACGAGAUGCUUCAGUGGUAUGGGAGACGCCCGUCUUGAUAUCUUAUGAUCUUUAUGAAGCCGGCUACAGGAGUUCUGUAUGUAUAACCCGAGUCGGAGCUUGACGCAAGGGACGAUCAUACUCUGACAAGGAGACUGACAAUUGAUAGUCCGCGUUUGACAUGCAAUAUGUCCUGCAUAAGCAAUAUGGCUGGGGAGUCUAUGGGUUCUGGGGCGCAUUGCUUCUCAUUGGGAUUGCGAACCGUUUCAUCUCCCACAUCCUUGCUUCCCGUUCCAUUCGCAAGACCAUUGACAUUGAGGGCGAGGCUCCAGCUUCCAACCCUCGAACGGGGCUUUCACGGUUGCUGAGCCCCUUUGUUUCUGUACACCAUUGGUUCCGCGCAAAUUUGAUCAUUCCGGCUGCUUUCGGCUCCUAUCAUCAACGUCUGUACUACUGGUGUAGCAUCCCAACACGUAUGGAGACCAUCAUCUUGGCCCUAUUCUGGAUCCUCAACUUUGUCCUUUGCUGUGUGUCUUAUGACAUUUUUGAACAAAAUCUAUACUAUACCAAGGCUAUUCAAGCGUGGAGAUACAUUUCAGACAGGACUGGUAUCAUCUGUUAUGCUAACCUGCCUUUUCUCUGGAUGUUCUCUGGUAGAAACAACGUCUUUCUUUGGUUGACUGGGUGGAGUUUCUCAUCCUUCAACAUUUUCCACCGUCAUAUCGCUCGCGUUGCCACGAUCCAGGCUAUUGUUCACUCAAUUGGUUGGAGCGCUAUUGAGAUCCAUUAUGGCUAUUUCGCCUAUUCAUGGCAACAGCAGUACUGGUAUAUGGGAGGCAUGGCUACCAUCACUAUGAGCUUGCUCUUGGUCUUUUCGUCCGUUUGGGCUCGAUUGAACCACUAUGAGAUUUUCUUGUUUAUUCACAUUGCCCUCUCUGUGCUCACUCUCGUUGGACUCUUCUAUCACACGGCUAUUUUCACUACUAGAGAGUAUGACGGCUACCUCUGGCCUUGCGUUGCAAUUUGGCUAUUUGAUAGGUUUGCCCGUCUCGGACGCCUGGUAUACUGCAAUGUCCGGGCACGUUCUGGUGUUCCCAAGACUAGCAGGGCAAUUGCCACGUACAACAAAGAGUCCGACAUGCUUCGGAUUGAGGCUUUCCCAGGAUCUCGAUUGCUUAAGCCUGGACCUGGUCAACAUUAUUACAUCUAUCAGUUCAAUAAGCUGAGAUUUUGGGAGAAUCAUCCUUUUACUCUAGCGGCAUAUUACGCCGCUGGUGAAGAAGAAGGUGAUCCCGUUGAGGGUUUCACUAACCAGCCUAGUUCUGACCCUGACGUUCGACCUACACUCAUAAUGGAGAAAUCCGAAGGCAGCAUUGGAUCUGACAACAUGCCUUCUUCUUCAGGGUCUACAUCACCAACGCCAACAUCAUUGUCAGACACCAAACUCGAAACCUCAAGACCACUGAUUGCCCCAGGACAACACAAGCUGGUAUUCUUCAUUCGACCAUUCAACGGCUGGACUAAACGCCUCCGCGACGAGUGCGUGAAGGCAGGACCACAAGGCAUAACCAACACGAGAAUCCUCGUGGAAGGCCCCUAUGGAGAAUGUAGUCCACUCAGGAGCUUCGAGAACGUCAUCUUCGUCGUCGGAGGCACAGGAAUUGCAGGUGCAGUUCCAUAUCUCCAGCAACAUCUACGGUUGACCUCACCAAAGCAAUCUCCAUCCCCUGAUUCUCAACAACAGACCAGGGGAACACGGACCCGUAACAUCACCGUCAUCUGGGCCACAAAGCAAUCUGCGAUGAUCCGAGACAUCGCAUCUCGUGAACUACGACCAUUCCUACACCGAGAAGAUAUCACCUUCAAAUUCUUCGCUACGCGGGACAAGAAGGCCAAGGCUCUUGUCGCUCCCGAAAAACUCAAGGCGAUUGCCUCUCCAUCGUCAAUCGAUUUCGAUGACAUUGAGAUCUCCAGUCACAGACCUAAUAUCCAGGAGGAUGUUUCGGCUUUUGUCGACCAGGUGAAUGCCGCUGGCUCCAGGGGAGGAAAAAUCGCUAUCCUUACCUGUGGGCCUGCGGCUAUGGCUGAUGAGGCUCGUGCUGCUGCCCAUAGAGCCUUGAAACAGGGUAAGAAGGGACUGGAAUAUAUCGAGGAAGCUUUUGGAUGGUGAAGUAACAAGACCAAAAGCCAAAGAUUUGUAUGCGUUACGAGAUCAAGAAGCAAUAGAUCCAGCGAUCGUUCCACCGUUGGGAAUGCUCUACCAUGGUAGCUAGGCUUAGAGAGUAGUAUUCUCUGUAUCGUAGGGUUGGAAACUACUGAAUGAUGAAACGAGUUUAUCAAGAAUGUUUCUUCUCUUCAGACAAAGUAAGUUAGUUGCAGAUACAAGUGGCGACUCAGACCUGGAGGUCCAAAGUUGAGAGAAGAUUUGAUCGUGGCUUCAUAAGCG
Exophiala mesophila is the source of this 2963-nucleotide messenger RNA. RefSeq lists its product as hypothetical. The coding region runs from base 699 to 2687 and encodes 662 amino acids. The record is from RefSeq and is a predicted model, not a curated record. NCBI's taxonomy places the organism in Eukaryota, Fungi, Ascomycota, Eurotiomycetes, Chaetothyriales, Herpotrichiellaceae. Gene Ontology annotation, cellular component: plasma membrane. The transcript is spliced from 7 exons. Gene Ontology annotation, molecular function: ferric-chelate reductase activity. Gene Ontology annotation, biological process: intracellular iron ion homeostasis; iron ion transport; copper ion import.